Neltuma alba is the source of this 1844-nucleotide messenger RNA. RefSeq lists its product as uncharacterized. Gene Ontology annotation, molecular function: metalloendopeptidase activity. NCBI's taxonomy places the organism in Eukaryota, Viridiplantae, Streptophyta, Magnoliopsida, Fabales, Fabaceae. The coding region runs from base 1234 to 1653 and encodes 139 amino acids. The transcript is spliced from 5 exons. Gene Ontology annotation, cellular component: membrane. The record is from RefSeq and is a predicted model, not a curated record.
AGAUCAGAAGAGUAACACUCUAACAUCUUCAUCGCUGAGCAUUUCUUUGGCUCCUCCAUUUUAGCAUUCUCCUCCAUCGUAUUGAACCCUAGGCGUGAGACAUCUUAGAGAUAUCAUCAAACGCCUAACUUCCUAACUCAUCUACCCCCGAAUUUCGAGUUCUCCUCACCUUUGCCGUCGUGGUCCUCAGUCUAUGCGUCGUGUAGCUCGGCCAUUCCCUCAGUUCGUGGUGGUCGACUGCUCGUCGCCGUUUCCACUGUGUGUAGCUCGGCUGCGUCUCAGUUCGUGGUGAUCCAUGUGGAUUCUUUCAUUCUGGAUUUUCGCUUGCGAUGUGCUUUGGCCACUAGAAAGGAAACGGCAGAGGUUAUUCUUCCUAUUGGGAUUGGCACUAAUUCUAGAGCUGGACAUUGAGAGCAUUAGAACACUCUUACCUGAUUGGUUUCAUUUCUUACUUCAAGAAACACAUAUUGUUCAAUCUCAUAUAAGAAUUUGGUGAUCUGCUCAAUUUACCUUCUACGAUCAUGGGGUCGCACGGAAGAAGAGCAGGAAAGCUGGUCUUCGACUCAUUUCGAAGUUGCUCUUGGAGGAUUAUGCCCAAAACUGAAAUUCUACUAUCCAAUAAAAGAUUUUCCCAGUUUGAACACUUGAUGGUUCCUGCAUGGAAUAGAGCUAAACUUCAUAUUCGGAUUUCAUCACACUCUCUUAUAUCACAAAGACUACGCUUACAGGGUAGAGUACACAGGAACUUGGGUAAUCCAUUUCUCAAUGAGGCGAGGAGAUUUUACUCUGUGAAUCAGUAUGAUUAUGUGCAGCAACAUCGCAAGUCCCGAGGUUUUAGAUGGUGGUUUCGUGCUGGUGUGUUGAUAGUAACAUGUUGUUCAUGUGUUAUUGUCAAGAUAUUCUAUGAUCAUCUGCACAUUGUUCCCUAUCACGAUAGAACACGUUUAAUCCUCUUCUCCGAGUCUACGUUGAGGAGGCUCGCAGAGAUGCAUUUCAUGAAAAAGAAAAAAGUCUUUUGAAGGGAAAAUAUUGCCUGAUACUCAUCUUGAAACUAUACGGUUACGAAGGAUAGCUCGGGACAUAAUUGAUGCAUGCGAAGAAGAGAUCCAACGACAAGGGUCACAACUUAGUACCACGUCACAUUUGGAUGGAUUGGACUGGGAGGUGCUAGUGGUGACUGGUUCUGGACAUUCCUUUGCUACAGAGUGUGGGAAGAUUGUGUUGUUUGAUUGGAUGCUUGAGCAUGUCACAAGUGAUGCAGAGAUAGCAUUCCUCAUCGGACGUGAGAUUGGGCAUAUUGUGGCUCAACAUUAUGCUGAAAACUUGACAAUAUCUUAUUGCAUCGAGAUUCUAAUGGCCAUCCUCAAUCCAAUUGGCUUAUGGGAUGCAUUCAGGAAUGAAUAUGGCACUCCUGUCGCUCAUAUCUUAUUGGCGCAAGAAUUUGAAGCAGAUUACAUCGGGAUACGUUUAAGUGCUUUAGCUGGAUACGAUCCCAGGGAGGCUCCAAAAUUCUUGGAGAAGAUAGACGAGUUUUGGGUUGCCAACAUUGUGUCCCCAACUCCAAAAAGGAGGGCAAAAUAUCUGUCAUCUCCUGAGAACAUGUGGCAACCUCUUUCUAUAUACUUACGGGGAUGUUUAAAGCAGGACAAAUGAGGUACCUCCUUGGUUGGUUAUUGGGAGGGUUUGGAAUGAACGGCUUUGGAGGGGAUGACUGCAAUUUAAAUUAGUUUAAUUCUGUUAUCAGAAUAACUUUAUUAUUUGCUUCAAAUUUCGUCAUUCUCAAUCUUGUUACUACUAAUGUUGGAAGCACUGAUGAAUUGAUGAUGAUCUGAUGAAGAAUUGUA